CUGACGGCGCCGGCUGCGGGAAAGGGUAGGAGCGCACCAGCCGCGCUUGCCGCCCGGCAUGCUGCGUCUCCUGCUCCCAGUGGCCGGCCUGGCGACGCUGCUCAGGGCCGCGGCUUCGUUAACCCAAGGCAUCCCUUCAUAAUCACAUUAUUGCCUACUGGACAAUCCUACAGAGCAGAAGGGAAUGAUCAGGAAGCAAAGACGAUCUCUGUCAAACAACUGCCCCUUGAAGCAAAGGCUGCAGUGGCUGCAGGAGUGGUUUUCUUCUCCAUGAUGUUAUAGCAGAGCUAUCUAGCAGAACAACUGGAGCUCAAGAGGUGGUGUUGGCUUCUAAGGCUGCAGAUGGCACUGUUUGCUAACACUCUCAUGUUGAUAGGAUCUCUUCAUUUUUGGAGAAGCACAUUCACCAUGUUCUACAGGUCUUCAGCUUCCAGUUCCUUCUGUUUCAUGCCAUGGAAAAUAGCUGUGCUGAUGUUUCUAGCUUUGGCUCAUUCAAGCUUCUUUACGUUGCUAUUUCUUGUUGCGGAAGAGCCCUAUUUCUUUUCUUUAGCUGCCUACGCUUGCCUGGGGGCCUAUAUCAUUCCCAUCUUCUUCCUCUUUGCUCUAGGAUCUGUAGAACAGGCUUAUAAAUUCUUGGCUGGGAGAGGCGCUAAGGCAGGCAGCAGCAAUAAGAACAGCAGAACAGCCAUGAAGCCAGUUUUGGCAGUCAUGCUGACUGUUGGGCUGACUGUCAUCGGGCUUUUAAAUGCUUCCCAGCCUCCUGCUGUGAAUUCAGUGGAAAUUCCAGUUUGCAAGCUGCCCUCAACAAUGAACAAUCUGAAAGUGGUGUUACUUUCAGAUAUCCACCUGGGGCCUACAGUUGGGAAGACCAAGCUUGCAAUGAUUGUGCAAAUGGUUAAGGCUUUGAAACCAGAUACCACAGUGAUUGUCUGUGACCUGACUGACUCUGAGGUAGAGAUCAUACAACCAGCCGUUGAGCCUCUUGGAGAACUUAAUUCCACUCUGGAGACUGACUUUGUCACAGGAAACCAUAAGUACUACACUUUGGAUGUUGGCAACUGGUUUAAGCUGUUAAAAUCAUUUAACAUUCGGCCACUUCAUAAUGAGAAUGUGAAGAUUGUUUCACUAAAGAGCCCUGAUGAUUGGUUCUGCCUGGCUAGUGUUGAUGAUAUUGAGGCAGAUGUAUUGCACUACUCAGGGCAUGGCAUAGAUUUAAAAAAAGCUCUCAGAGCUUGUAGCAGCGAGCAUGCGAUUGUGCUGCUAGCUCAUCAGCCAGUUGCUGCAAAGUAGGCCCUUCAUGAGAGACCAGACAUAAAUUUAAUUCUCUCAGGCCAUACUCAUGGAGGGCAAAUGUUUCCACUGAAUGCUGGGGCUUAUUUUCUGAAGCCAUUCUUUGUUGGCUUGUACAAAGUUUGGCAGAACACCUUUGUCUACAUCAGCCCAGGGACGAUGUACUUUGAAAUACCCAUGAGGUUGGGCAGCAGAGCUGAAAUAACAGAGAUAAUUCUACACUCUCCUUGAGGAGUUUCCCAUUUGACAGACUUCUGCAAUCAUUUUUGGUCAGUAUAUUGGCUCUUCUGCUCGGAAAACAAAUCUUUUUCAGGGAAGUAAUAGAAAUGUGUCAGGAUGGACUACAGAAGGUUCUGAGUAGAGUCUGAGGAGGUCUGAGUCUGAGGAGAAAACUAAAUCUAUCUUAGGCAUAUGAAACAAAUGUUAAAAUACUGAAGAAAUUAACACUUAAAGUUCAUUAUUAUGGAGAUUCUGAAUUUAAAGAUAACACUGCCAUGGAGAUAAUGCAUGUACCGUGCAUGUUUAGUAAUACCUGUGUCCUGUGGCUAAUUCACGUUUCACUGUUUAUUACACAUGAGGCAGGUGCCUUAUCAAAUCUCAGACUGGUGAAGGUUCUGAUCUCUUGCAGUGAAAUCACAUGUGCAUAUUUUGCAGAAGGGACUAUGGAGUGUUCAGAGUAUCCAUUCCAAAAGUCUUACACCAGAAAAGUUACAGGAAAUGAACAGUUAUAUUUCUUUGAUUGAGGCUAGAUUUCUUUAGGAUGUCUUUACUUUAGGAUGUCUUUACUGCACUGCCGGUGUGCAGCAUGCGGUGGGGCACCAGGUCUGGGCUGCUUACCAGUAUUUUGAGGUGUUAGGCAGCAGUUCCUGAAAAGCAGUUUUUUCACAACUGAAAAGUUGGGUAAGCUGAUAGUAAAGGAUCAAAAUAGCUGCCUUUCUGCAGCUUUCUGAGGCGUUUUCCUCAGAAUAACUGGGCGUCUAGUAAUUACUGAAAGCAGCUCUAAUAAAAGUAAAUGAAAAAGAAA
Messenger RNA from Oxyura jamaicensis (ruddy duck), 2314 nucleotides. RefSeq names its product transmembrane protein with metallophosphoesterase domain (gene TMPPE). Lineage: Eukaryota; Metazoa; Chordata; Aves; Anseriformes; Anatidae. Gene Ontology annotation, molecular function: hydrolase activity. The record is from RefSeq and is a predicted model, not a curated record. The transcript has 2 exons.